AUGACUGUCCCUAUCAUGGUCGCUGAUGUUGGCGCCGCGCCGCCCGUCAGCCAGGCCGAUGUGUCCUCCAUCCUCGACACUGUCUUCACCGCAAAGACGUCGCAAGCCUCCAUCGACGCCGCCUACGGUCUCUGCGAAGUCCUCCUCCAGUCCUACGGCUACCGUGGCCUCGAAUUCUACGGUGUCGUCACCGAACUCAAGAAGGCCGCCGCCGACAAGAAGAGCGGUCUCAAGCGCGAAGGCGCCCAGAACCUCCUCGGUGCCAUCUUCGAGAGGUUCCCUCCUCGCCAGCCCGCCAGCGAGACCCUCCUCACAUCCACCGAAGCCGGCCUAGUCGCUUGCGCUCUCGACGCCCUUGCCGAUAAGGGUGCCGUCGUCCGCGAGGCUGCCCAGUACGGUCUCGAUGCCCUCUACAACAACCUGAGCCCCGAGGCUCUCGUCGUUGGCCUUCUGCCCACCCUCAUUGCCUACCUCGAAAAACCCACCGGCAAGUGGCAGGGAACCAUUGGCGCCUACCAGCUGGUCGAGAAGAUCUCCAUCAAGGCCCAAAUCACAAUCGGUACCACCAAGGAGCAGGCUGCCGAGCAGGAUGUUCUCCGCGAGUCCAUGGGCACCAAGCUCGCCCGCCUGAUCCCCAUUGUUGAGGGCGGCAUGCUCGACAUGAAGACCGAGGUCGCCAAGCAGGCUGUCAAGACUAUGAACGCUCUUACCACCCUGCUCUCCAACGACGAUGUCGCUCCUCGCAUUCCCCUCCUUAUCGAGACCAUGCAGCACCCCUCGGCUGCCGCCGUCCAGAAGGCCAUCCACGCCCUUUCCAUGACCACCUUCGUGGCCAUCGUCACCGCCCCUGUCUUGGCCCUCCUUACCCCCUUCUUGGAGCGCUCUCUCAGCAACCCCGGCACUCCCCAGGAGGUUCUCCGCCAGACUGUUGUUAUUACCGAGAACUUGACCAAGCUCGUCCACGACCCCAUCGAGGCUCGUACUUUCCUUCCCAAGCUCCAGCCCGGCAUCAAGAGCGUUGUCGACCGCGCUUCUCUCCCCGAGGUCCGUGAGAUCGCCACUCGCGCUCUCGCUGUCAUGGACAAGGCCAUGGGUACCGACCAGGACAAGGUUAUCGAGCGCACACAGGCUGAGGACGUUGGCAAGGCUGUUCGCCAGUACGUUGGCGAGAUGGUUGCCGAGGAUGUCAACCACCGCCACUGCAACCGCAUUGCUGCCAGAACCGGCCCUUAUCUCAAAUUCCUCGUCGCUGACCCUGUCGCUGUCGGUGAGGCCGUUCAGAAGCACUUCGUCGACGAGGAUGCCAUCAAGUAUGGUGUUCCCGAGAAGGAGGACGACGGCGAGAUUGAGAUUGUCAACGCCGACUUCUCCCUUGCCUACGGUGGUAUGCUUCUGCUCCAGCACACCAACCUCCGCCUGCUCAAGGGUCACCGUUACGGUCUCUGCGGUCGCAACGGUGCCGGCAAGUCUACCCUUAUGAAGGCCAUUGCUUCCGGCAAGCUCGAGGGUUUCCCUUCCCAGGAUGUACUCCGUACCUGCUACGUUGAGCACAACCAGGGCGAGGAUGCCGAUAUCACUAUUCUUGACUUCAUGGCCAAGGAUCCUACAAUUGCCUCGGAGGGUCGCGAACGCAUUUCUGAAGUUCUUGCCGAGUUCGGUUUCACAGCUGGCCCCGAGGGUCGUCAGUCGCAAAAGGUCGGCUCGCUCUCUGGUGGUUGGAAGAUGAAGCUCGCCUUGGCUCGCGCCAUGCUUCAGAAGGCCGAUGUCCUGUUGCUCGACGAACCUACUAACCAUCUUGAUGUUGCCAACAUCAAGUGGCUCGAGGAGUACCUCAAGUCGCACACCGACAUCACCUCCCUGAUUGUUUCUCACGACUCCGGUUUCCUCGACAACGUCACCACCGAUAUCUACCACUACGAGCCCAACAAGAAGCUUGGCCAUUACAAGGGCAACCUCGCUGCCUUCGUCAACGUCCGCCCCGAGGCCAAGGCCUACUAUACCCUCUCUGCCUCCAACGUUCAGUUCAAGUUCCCUCCUCCGGGUAUCUUGUCCGGCGUCAAGUCGGCGACUCGUGCCAUUAUCCGCAUGACGGAUGUCUCCUUCACCUACCCCAAUGCCCCUAAGCCUUCGCUCAGCGGUGUCACCUGCCAGCUCACUCUCUCCUCCCGCGUGGCCAUUAUCGGCCCCAACGGUGCUGGCAAGUCUACCCUGAUCAAGUUGCUUACUGGCGAGGUCAUCCCCACCCAGGGCAAGGUCGAGAAGCACCCCAACCUUCGUAUCGGUUACAUCAAGCAGCACGCUCUUGAGCACGUUGAGAUGCAUCUCGAGAAGACCCCCAACCAGUACCUCCAGUGGCGUUACCAGCACGGUGAUGAUCGUGAGGUCCACAUGAAGCAGACCCGCCAGUUGACGGAUGCCGAUAAGGAGCAGAUGGACAAGUUUGUCGAUAUCGGUGACGGCAAGGGCAAGAGGCAGGUUGAGGCCCUGGUCGGUCGUCAAAAGUACAAGAAGACCUUCCAGUAUGAAGUCAAAUGGCGCAACUUCCUCCCCAAGCACAACACCAUGAUCUCCCGCGAGACACUUCUCGAGCUCGGAUUCCAGAAGUUGAUCCAGGAGUUCGAUGAUCACGAGUCCUCGCGCGAGGGUCUCGGUUACCGUGAGCUUCAACCCGCUAUCAUCUCCAAGCAUUUCGAGGACCUCGGUCUCGACCCUGAGAUCGCCAACCACAACGAGAUCGGCUCGCUCUCCGGUGGCCAGAAGGUCAAGGUUGUCAUUGCCGGUGCCAUGUGGAACAACCCCCACAUGUUGGUUCUUGACGAGCCUACUAACUUCUUGGAUCGUGACUCCCUCGGUGGUCUCGCUGUCGCCAUCCGAGACUUCAAGGGUGGUGUCGUCAUGAUUUCCCAUAACGAAGAGUUCGUCGGCGCUCUUGCCUCUGAGACCUGGAACGUCGUCGACGGCCGCGUCACCCACAAGGGUCAGAACUCUGCCGCUCUCGAUCGCUUCGAGGACAGCAGCAAGCCUGCCUCCGCAGUCACCAGCGGCCUCAACACACCCAUGGGUGCGAGCGAGCCUAGCACUGCCGUUAACUCUGGUGCCGAGGACAACGGCUCCCUGGGCAUUACUGGCGACAGCAUGGCUUUCAAGGCCAAGAAGAAGAAGAAGAUGACCAAGAAGGAGAUGAAGGAGCGUGAGGCUCGUAGGAGGUUGAGGCACAUUGAGUGGCUCAACAGCCCUAAGGGAACGCCGCAUCCCAAGGAUACGGAUGAUGAGGAUGAGGAUUAA
This is a messenger RNA of Sordaria macrospora k-hell, 3285 nucleotides long. The record is from RefSeq and is a predicted model, not a curated record. Lineage: Eukaryota; Fungi; Ascomycota; Sordariomycetes; Sordariales; Sordariaceae.